Messenger RNA from Nanorana parkeri, 644 nucleotides. RefSeq names its product polyamine-modulated factor 1-like. Lineage: Eukaryota; Metazoa; Chordata; Amphibia; Anura; Dicroglossidae. Bases 1 to 603 code for a protein of 200 amino acids. The record is from RefSeq and is a predicted model, not a curated record. Gene Ontology annotation, biological process: chromosome segregation. Gene Ontology annotation, cellular component: MIS12/MIND type complex. The transcript has 5 exons.
AUGGAAGACGAGGCGGUUCCGUCCACUUCGAGGGAUGCGGCGGGCUCGGAGCAACCCGAAGCCGAGGAGGUCCCGGGGCGGCUGCUCAUCUUUAAUACGCUGGUGGACAAGUUUCUGGAGGGGCUUGUGGAGACGGGAAGCUACGAGCGCUUCGCCCGAUGCUACAAGAAGUUCUAUAAGCUGCAGCCGGAGCUGACCCGCGGCAUCUACGACCAGUUCGUGGCCCAACUGCACUCGUCCAUCAAGGCAGAGGUCCAGGAAAUAAAGGAGGAGGGGAACCUGGAGGCGCUGCUGGACUCCUUGGACCGGAUGGAGAAGGACUCGGCGGCCAUGACUGACCUCCAGUGGCGUCCCAGCGGGGUCCCCGAGGAAGACGUGCGCGAUCACCUGGUCCCGUACCUGCUGCAGCAGCGGGAAUAUCUCCGGAAGUUGGUGGCGGAGAGGGAGCGGGAGAACGCCAAGCUGGCGCGGAGCGUCCUGGCCGGGAGGAAGAAGAUCGAGGAGAUGCAGCAGGAAAUUCAGAGGAGGCAGCAAGUCUGGCAGAAGUUGAGCAAAUCUCAGAGGGAUCUGAUCCUGUCCAUUCAGGGGCCCGAGAAGGCGUGACCAGAACCUGCCACCGCGCCAACCGCUGUCCCAUAUUGUGG